This is a messenger RNA of Anopheles arabiensis, 1245 nucleotides long. RefSeq lists its product as uncharacterized. NCBI's taxonomy places the organism in Eukaryota, Metazoa, Arthropoda, Insecta, Diptera, Culicidae. Bases 229 to 1224 code for a protein of 331 amino acids. The record is from RefSeq and is a predicted model, not a curated record. The transcript has 2 exons.
UUGUCGCCAACACCACCCCGUUAGUCCUCCUCAUGCAGGAGGAUAUCCGCUGCCACGACGAAAAGGUAGCGAGUGGUGGUGUUCAAUCAGACAUACGGAAGCGACAACGGGAGGAGACGAUGAGGCGCUGGCAGGACCAGUGGACAACGGGUGCAGGGCAACCAGGAGCACCAGGACUGAAGACGAGGAGGCUGAUUCCAGACAUAAUUCUCUGGGUCAGCCGCAAGCAUGGGGAUGUCGACUUUUUCCUCACCCAGCUCCUCACGGGGCACGGGUUCUUGCGCUCCUAUUUCGUCGAGAAAGGUAUCCUGGAAGGCUCGCCCAACUGCCCCGAAUGUGGGGACGCCGUGGAAGACGUUGAACACGUUUUCUUUUCGUUUCUUCCGGCUUUCUUUUUCUCUUCUCUCAUCUAUUUUCUCAUCUUCUCUCAUCCAUUGCCCACCCGAACCGUGGGCGAUAGGACCAAAGGGACCGCGUCGCACCACGGAAAGCAGCGUAAUAAGCAGAAUCAUCAGACCAGAUCGCCGCAGAAGAUGCGUCGUGACCCAGGGUGCAACCGCACACACGACUCCGCAUGAAGUAAUACGCACCACAAGCGUACCGGCCGAGUUGGAUAUUAUGCCUUUUUCGAUUAUAAGGACGCAUGGCCCAAAAGGCUUUUCUGAACUUACACUAGUGCCAGAUGGUUGGAUCCAGAGUACCAGUGCUGGGAAAAGUUAUGUGUAUUGGCCCAAAGGAGACAUAGCUAAGCUGAUCAAAGUUGAAACAAGUACUCCUUCAUCUGGAUGGACGAGACAAGCGUGUGUAGUUCAAAAAUCAAAUAUUUUAUCUUUACAACAAGGUAUAGCUAUACUUAGCGAUAUGUCAGGAGAAUCGAGUGAUGAUUCUUGUAUCAUACAAUCCGUAAAAACUAUGUAUAGGCAGCGAUUUGGCCAGAGAGCAUUAGAAAAUGCUAACAAAGUUAACUCCUUGUCUGAAUGUUGUAUACAGUUAGAAACAGGCACUUUAGCUACAGGUUGCUCACAAUUCAAGACAGACACUUUAGCUAAAGGUGGUUCACAGUUAGAGAGAGACAUUUUAACUUAUGGUUGUGCACAAUUUGAUUCAAAUACCUCACCCAAAGGUUGUUCACAGUUAGAGACAGACUUCUUCUUCUUCUUUGGCUCAACAACCGAUGUCGGUCAAGGCCUGCCUGUACCCACUAGUGGCCUUGGCUUUCAGUGACUAAUUGAUUCCCCCCCAUCG